Messenger RNA from Trematosphaeria pertusa, 1404 nucleotides. Its product is annotated as cell lysis protein-like protein. The record is from RefSeq and is a predicted model, not a curated record. Lineage: Eukaryota; Fungi; Ascomycota; Dothideomycetes; Pleosporales; Trematosphaeriaceae. The coding region runs from base 106 to 1152 and encodes 348 amino acids. The transcript has 7 exons.
CCACUACCUCUUCUUCUACCAUCAACUUUCUACCCGCAGCAGCCGCCAAAGAGCCUGCUUUCCGCACCUGCAUACACAAAAGCAUCUGCCGACCGCGAACGCGUCAUGUCUGAGGCAGCUCCCCAUACCAACAUCAGCGACUUGCACGACCAGGACACUCCUGUGCCCUCCGUCGAAGACAGCCAUACCAACGGCAGCUCGCACGUGGACAACGCAAAGAACAGCUUCAUGGAUUCACAAUCCGCCAUGGCCGCCGUUUCCAACCACCCGGCCACGCAGACCCUCAGGGACAAUAUCAGCAAUGGACCCGUCGGAGAAGCAGCCAAAGCGCAAUCCGCGAAGACGAGGAGUGAAUUCGCUGACCUCGCAAAUGCCCGACAAACACCAGAGCAGCCGGCUGCGACGGGCCAGCCUCUUACGCACUAUCACAGCAUGUUCUACCGACUGCUCAGCUGGAAGAACCCUCGCGCAACCGCUAUCUCCUUCAUCGCUACCCUCUUCUUCAUCUUCGCCGCACGAUACCUGAACCUCAUCCGCUACAUGUUCAAGGCUACAUGGAUGACUCUGGGUGCAACGGCCGCCGCAGAAGUUGCGGGUCAAGUGGUCCUGGGCAAGGGAAUUACCUCUCAGUUCCGGCCGAGGCAGUACUUCACCAUUCGGAAGGCUUCGCUUGAGCGGCUCCUGGAUGAUGUCGAGCAGUUCAUCAACUUCUUCGUUAUUGAAUCCCAGAGGAUUCUGUUCGCCGAGAACGUCUACGCAACCAUUGCGGCGUUCUUCGCUUCCCUGGUCUCGUACUUCCUCAUCAAGUUUGUCCCGCUUUGGGGCUUGACUCUGAUCGCCACGACCAUCGCCUACAUGGGUCCUCUUGUGUACAUCAAGAACAAGGAGGCCAUUGACGCCCAGCUUGAGAAGGGCUACCACAUGGCCAACCAGCAAGCUACACAACUGAGGGAUCUCGCUGCCCAGCACACUGGAAAUGCAACCAAGACCCUCCAGGGAUACACCAGGGAGUAUACGACCAAGGCGCAGGAGACAAUCAACCAAUACCGUGGACGCUCUACUUCUCCAGAGGUCAAGAAGGAGGACUUCCCGGUGGCGCCCAAGCACGAGCCGGCUUCUGAGAAGGAGCCCGUUGCUGAGCCUGCUAUGUAGGCGCCAGAAAAGAUGCCCAGGGCAGCCUCUUCCUUCCGACAAUCCAUCAAGGCUGCACUCAAGACGGGUUAUAUGCAGAACGAUCUGCCAUAUCCCUAAUGUCCCCUGUCUCACAUCACGCAUCCGGAAACUCACGAUGACCACGGACUCAUGAAUAAUGGCUGGUCUCCAACGAUAACUCACGAACACCCGCAAAUUGGAUCCCUUGCACUGCAGCGAUUCCACCGCUUGUGUAUUGUAUCUCCUUAAAAG